CCAGGCCUCGUCGCGGCUCAAUCCCACCUCUGUCUCCGCAGAGAAGCUCUUUCCUUUGGGUACUGCUGCCGCCCUCUCCUAGCCACUUCUCUGGUCCCCAACCCUGCAGGGAUCAGCGGGGCGAACGAAGCCCAUCAGCCAUGGCGACCCCCUCAGCUGCCUUUGAGGCCCUUAUGAAUGGAGUGACGAGUUGGGAUGUCCCUGAAGAUGCCGUCCCGUGUGAACUGCUUCUCAUUGGCGAGGCCUCCUUCCCAGUGAUGCUGAAUGACAUGGGCCAGGUCCUCAUCGCUGCAUCCUCCUAUGGCCGAGGCCGCCUGGUGGUGGUGUCCCACGAGGACUACCUGGUGGAAGCCCAGCUCACUCCCUUCCUCCUCAAUGCAGUGGGCUGGCUUUGUUCUUCCCCUGGGGCUCCCGUGGGGGUGCACCCCUCCUUGGCACCUCUGGCCAAAAUCCUCGAGGGUGCUGGAGUGGAAGCGAAGCUUGAGCCAGAAGUGAAAGACUCCCUGGGGGUUUACUGUAUUGACGCCUACAACGAAACCAUGACCGAGAAGUUGGUCAAGUUUAUGAAGCACGGAGGAGGCUUGCUCAUCGGAGGCCAAGCCUGGGAUUGGGCCAACCAGGGCGACGACGAGAGGGUUCUGUUCACGUUCCCUGGGAACCUCGUGACCAGCGUGGCGGGCGUGUACUUCACUGACAACAAAGGAGACACGAGUUUCUGUAAAGUGUCUAAGAAGAUGCCCAAGAUCCCAGUCUUAGUCAGCUGUGAAGACGACCUCUCCGAGGACCGGGAGGAGCUCCUGCACGGGAUUUCCGAGCUGGACAUCAGCAACUCGGACUGCUUCCCGUCGCAGCUGCUCGUGCACGGGGCCUUGGCCUUUCCCCUGGGGCUAGACUCCUACCACGGCUGUGUCAUAGCGGCUGCCCGCUACGGCCGCGGCCGGGUGGUCGUGAUGGGCCACAAGGUGUUGUUCACUGUGGGGAAACUGGGCCCCUUCCUGCUCAACGCCGUGCGCUGGCUGGACGCGGGCCGCCGGGGCAAGAUCGUGGUGCAGACGGAGCUGAGGACAAUGAGCGGCCUGCUGGCCGUGGGGGGCAUAGACACCAGCAUCGAGCCGCACCUGACCAGUGACGCCAGCGUCUACUGCUUUGAGCCUGCGAGUGACGCGGGCGUGAAGGAGCUGCAGGAGUUUGUAGCCGAGGGCGGGGGGCUGUUUGUCGCAGCCCAAGCCUGGUGGUGGGCCUUCAAGAACCCCGGCGUGUCCCCUCUGGCUCGGUUCCCAGGAAACCUCCUCCUCAACCCCUUCGGCAUCAGCAUCACAAGCCAAAGCCUCAAUCCAGGCCCCUUUCGUACUCCGAAAGCGGGAAUCAGGACCUAUCACUUCCGCUCCACCCUGGCCGAGUUCCAGGUGAUAAUGGGCAGGAAGAGAGGGAACGUGGAGAAGGGGUGGCUGGCGAAGCUGGGGCCGGAUGGCGCGGCCUUCCUGCAGAUCCCCGCGGAAGAGAUCCCCGCCUACAUGUCUGUGCACCGGCUCCUGAGGAAGCUGCUGAGUCGAUACCGGCUCCCUGUGGCCACCCGAGAGAACCCCGUCAUCAAUGACUGCUGCAGGGGUGCUAUGCUCUCCCUGGCCACUGGUCUGGCCCACUCGGGGAGUGACCUCUCUCUGUUAGUCCCAGAAAUUGAAGACAUGUACAGCAGCCCCUAUCUGCGCCCCUCGGAAUCUCCUAUCACCGUUGAGGUCAACUGCAACAAUCCAGGCACCCGAUACUGCUGGAUGAGCACCGGGCUGUACAUACCUGGACGGCAAAUUAUAGAGGUCUCACUGCCUGAGGCCGCUGCCUCCGCUGACCUGAAGGUACAGAUUGGCUGCCACACUGAUGACCUGACCAGGGCCAGCAAAUUGUUCCGAGGCCCACUGGUGAUCAACCGGUGCUGCUUGGACAAGCCCACAAAAUCAAUCACCUGCCUCUGGGGUGGCCUCCUCUACAUCAUCGUGCCUCAGAACAGCAAGCUGGGCUCUGUGCCCGUCACUGUGAAGGGGGCGGUGCACGCUCCGUUCUACAAGCUGGGGGAGACAUCCCAGGAGGAGUGGAAGAGGCGUCUCCAGGAGAAUCCAGGUCCCUGGGGAGAGCUGGCAACAGACAACAUCAUCCUGACCGUGCCCACCGCCAACCUUCGAACCCUGGAGAAUCCAGAGCCGCUGCUUCGCCUCUGGGACGAGGUGAUGCAGGCUGUGGCACGGCUGGGGGCCGAGCCCUUCCCCUUGCGCCUGCCUCAGAGGAUUGUGGCCGACGUGCAGAUCUCAGUAGGCUGGAUGCAUGCAGGGUACCCCAUCAUGUGCCACCUGGAGUCGGUGCAGGAGCUCAUCAAUGAGAAGCUCAUCAGAACCAAGGGGCUGUGGGGCCCCGUCCAUGAGCUCGGCCGCAACCAGCAGCGGCAGGAGUGGGAGUUCCCGCCACACACCACCGAGGCCACCUGCAACCUGUGGUGCGUUUACGUGCACGAAACGGUCUUGGGCAUCCCUCGAGGCCGGGCCAACAUCGCCCUGUGGCCCCCAGUUCGGGAGAAGAGAGUCAGGAUCUACCUGAGCAAGGGGCCCAACGUGAAAAACUGGAAUGCGUGGACAGCACUGGAAACAUACUUACAGCUCCAGGAAGCCUUUGGUUGGGAGCCCUUCAUCCGUCUCUUCACUGAGUAUCGGAACCAGACCAACUUGCCCACAGACAAUGUGAACAAGAUGAACCUGUGGGUGAAGAUGUUCUCCCACCAAGUGCAGAAGAACCUGGCCCCCUUCUUUGAGGCCUGGGCCUGGCCGAUCCAGAAGGAAGUGGCGACCAGCCUGGCCUAUCUGCCUGAAUGGAAGGAAAAUAUAAUGAAAUUGUACCUCCUCACACAGAUGCCCCACUGAAAUGGAAGUCAAAGAAAACAGAAGGCAUUUGGUUAUGAGUGAAGAAGACCUCAACACAUUUCUGGAAGAGAGAAAGUGGAUGAAGCAUGAAUAAGAAUGAAAGAGUGAAGGUACCUUUCAGACAGAAUAUAAGCUGAUCUGAACAACAUAACCCCAGAGAGACUUGGGCACCUGAAAUGUUUAUCUACUAAAGAAUUAUACCAGUUGUAAAAUUGAACCCCAUCCCAUUCUACCCCAUCCCUUGUGCAUAGAACACAGGCAGUCAGCUAUUGGUACCAGUGAAAAAUCUGUUGUUGCUGUUAUUGUUGUUGUGGUUGUGGUUUAUAUAAAGAAAUUGAAUAAACUGCCUAGGGAGAGGUAGGAGUUGGUGCUCCAGAAUGAAAUUUCUCUUUUUGUGGAAUUAAGUGAACCCCUAGCCUAUCAGCUAAUUCUCCACUGACAGUUGAGACCCCCUAGAUUUAUUCAAGUAACCAAGUGUUUCCAGUCAUAGUAGAGACUUACUGGAAAAAAAAACAAAACAAAACAGACCAAGCCAUACAAUGGCAGAGGAAACCCAUACCAACUCCUACAAAAGUCAAGUUAUAUCAAUGCUUAAAUGCAAAUGGUCAGCGAGCAAUUCCCAGACAUU
Molossus molossus (Pallas's mastiff bat) is the source of this 3534-nucleotide messenger RNA. RefSeq names its product TRPM8 channel associated factor 1 (gene TCAF1). Gene Ontology annotation, biological process: positive regulation of anion channel activity. NCBI's taxonomy places the organism in Eukaryota, Metazoa, Chordata, Mammalia, Chiroptera, Molossidae. The transcript has 9 exons. The record is from RefSeq and is a predicted model, not a curated record. Bases 141 to 2906 code for a protein of 921 amino acids.